AUGAUCCAUAUGUAAUGAAAUGGUAUGUCUCUAACGCAAAUUGCUGAAAUCGUAACUCCGAAGAAACAUGAGUUCACGUAAGUUCCAGUGGAGGCAGACUUAAAAUUAGGGUGCCCCCAUCUUCGAUGUGUUAACUACCAGCACUCCUCUUACCCCGCUCUGUUCCUUUCUCUCUCGAUCCUUCGUAUCAUCAUCGUUCGCUUGUAUCAACGUGGUAAACGAAACCAAGAUGGCGAUCGUCCACAUUGUCAUGUUCCAGUUCAAGCCAGAUGCCUCUGAGGCGACCAUUCAGGAUGUGGUCGACCGCAUGCUGUCGCUCAAGGACCAGUGUAUUCAUCCGACAACGAACAAACCAUAUAUCAAAUCCUCUGCUGGUGGGAAGCAGACUAGCCCCGAGGGCAAGUCGGGAGGGUUCACACACAUUUUCGUGGAAGAGUUCGAGACUGAAGAGGAUCGAGACUAUUAUACUCUCAAAGACCCUGCGCACCUCGCAUUCGCGAACUCCUUGGGUGCAGUGGUUGAAAAGGUGCAGGUGGUCGAUUUCACCCCGGGUGUGUUUUAAUUUAUAUUCCGGACGAGUUUGCGGAUGAAAAUCCGGGAAAUGCAGUACCGCUUUUUUAUAUCAAUUCUCAGUAAAGUAGUUUUCUUUAUUGAACUUUAAAUGUAUAUAUAGUAAGUAGUACACGAUAUAUUACGACUACGGCGGCGCUGGGGAUCUGUCGGCCAAGAGCAGAUCGUCAAAGCUUCGAUAGUCCGUAAGUAUCACACCCAUCAAGUAACACGGUUUGCCGAUUCGUCUUCCCCACCGGAAGAAUCAAGUGGACUUCUCCAGUUAACUACUCUAGUUGCUCCUCUGAUCAGGAUACGAC
Molecule: messenger RNA, 869 nt
Organism: Paecilomyces variotii
Lineage: Eukaryota; Fungi; Ascomycota; Eurotiomycetes; Eurotiales; Thermoascaceae
Product: stress responsive A/B barrel domain protein
Exons: 5
Coding region: 230-562 (110 amino acids)
Source: RefSeq, a predicted model, not a curated record